UCAUUCAUUCUAUACAAGAUGCUGUUCUCUUCUUCUUCCGCUGCGCUGGCCGCUCUGAUGCUUGCACCUUUGGCACUUGCUGCCCCUGCCACCUCGCCCAACCCCGCUCUCUACGAGAGAUCUCUUAACUCCGGCAAGGGAACCUGGUAUGGCGAGAACUGUGGUGAGGAAGCCUGCUGGCAGCAAGGUGCUUGCGCCUUCACCGACUACGUCCUCCNNCCCUCAUCCAUUGCUGGCUCUACCUGUGUGUCCGAGGCCAUCUGGAACAACGGCCAGAACUGCGGUGGCUGUGUUUCUAUCACCUACAAGGGUGGUGCUAAGAAGAUCGCCAUGGUCACCAACAAGACCGGUGGUGACAAGAACCACCUGGACAUGUCUCCUGACAUGUUCGCACAGAUCGCCAACAAGAACCUCGGCGAAAUCCCCAUCGAGUGGGAGUUUGUUCCUUGUCCCAUCACCGAUGGCCUCGAGAUCAAGAUGCACGGAGGUUCUUCGCAAUACUGGUUUGCUGCCACUGUCAUGAACGCACGCCUGCGUACAUUCAAGCUUGAGGUCAGUGGUGACAACGGCAGCACUUGGAAGCCUACCGCCAGAAAUGUCAACAACUUCUUCGAGCUUACUGGCGGCACUGGCACCAAGACUGCUUGGGUCAGAGCUACUUCGGAGAACGGUGACAGUGUUGUUGUCAAGAAUGUUGACAUGACUUCUGGCAAGACCACCAAGGGCACUGUCAACUACAAGGCUUAA
Messenger RNA from Aureobasidium musti, 747 nucleotides. The record is from the annotation of a GenBank genome assembly. NCBI's taxonomy places the organism in Eukaryota, Fungi, Ascomycota, Dothideomycetes, Dothideales, Saccotheciaceae.